UCUAAAAAGCCAUACUUUUAUUCCCAUUUAUUACGGUAGUAAUUGUCUGCAUACAAGAGUGGUCUUGUGGAAGUUGUAACCAUGUUGUAUCAUAAAAUGUGUAAGCAGAAUGAAGUUUGUCAAAGAACGAGGUUUUUGAUAUGAAUUAUUUGUAUUUGGCAUCCCAGUCCUGAUUAUAAGCUUUAUAGUCAAUAUAGACAAUAUUCUGUGUUCCAUCACAGGUUUUUUGAAAGAAACCUCCUGAGUGAGAUGAACAUAGGUCAGUGUCUUGGGUUACAAAAACAAUUAGAUACUCAGUAUAAGCUCUGUAGCUAACUAAUACACUAUGAAGGUAACAGUUGGGAAGAUAAUGUUGCGAUGGAAACAGGCAAUAAGUUCGCAUAGCAUAACUCAUUAUGUAUUAAAAAUGUUUAUUGUGAAAGCAGUCUAGUCAAAAGGCAUAGAUGGUAGAUAAAAGAGAUAUUAACCUCAUUCAUUCUUUUUCAUUUUGCUUUUCUGCUUACAGUCCUUUAAACUGUACUGGCUCCAGCUCCUGCCUUUACAUGUGUCAUAGCUGCAUCUGUUUGUAGAGUAGCCAGUUUGCUGGUCUUAAGCUUGCUGGUCAUAAACUUAGUUAUUAUCAACAAUAGGUACCUAAAAAAUAAACUGUCUUUGCAGACCUAGCUUUUAAGUGACCCUAAAGAGUCAGCACCAGCUCCGCAAGUUUCAAGUCAUGCUGUCAAGCCAAACUUAGUGUGUGAUAUAUUUUGGAAUGAUUAUUUUUCUUUAUGGAAUACUACAAAAUCUGUGUUCUUUCUUUACAACAAUAGUGCUGGAAAAAUCAAACUGGUAACUACUGUUAUCAGCAUUUAUCAAGUUCACUCGUAAAGCAUAAGCAUUAACAGGUUUUAAGGAAGGGAUGUGCACUUAGUGUCUGCUUAAUCUGUCUCACAAACCGUGGCCUGUGGAAGGAAGAGAUGUCCAUACUGUGGUCUUAUGGAAUAUUCUGGCUAAAACCAUUUACUAUUUGGGAUUUGAAUUUAUUUCAAUUUUCAGUUCAGGCAUUAGGAAUUAAAAUUUUCAUCUGCAUUUUUAUGGCUAGAUCUGAAGUAUUAUUUAAAUUCUUAAGAGAGAUGCAAAUGCAGAACAAGUGAGGAGGAUCAUAUUUGACACCUAGAUUUGUUUGUAAAAUGAAUACAGGAUGUUCAGUUGAGAAAGAAUGGAAUCGACUAAAAGAAUGUAAUAGCAUAUUUUAAUAGGAAAUACAGAGGACUGGGUGGAUGUCUGUAGUAGUGUGUGAAAUCUCUGGGGCCUGUGUUUUUGUUUCAGAAGUAUUUAGAUGUUGCAGGAAGCUAAUGUGCACCAGAGUAGGAAGGCAUCAUUAACUUGAAGUGCAUCAGUAGGGAGAAAGCAGAAAGCCUAGAGCUGUAAAAAAAUAAGACGAGGCAGUAGAAAGGAAGUGUGGGAAAGGGGAUCUGUAAACAAAGUUUGGAGAGGAGCAGUGUCUCACAUGAAAGGAAGUAAAAAUAUCAGUGUGAACUAAGAUGCCUCUUUGUAAAUAGUGCUUAGUAAAAGUGUGUUGGAAAAGCAAUUUUAACAGUACAUAGGAGAGACAGAAAAUACAUGAGGAGCAGAAAUCCAUUUGCUGAGCAUCACCAGAGUAGUUGAGAAGGAGGAGAGCAUGUUUCGCUGGGGCCGAAGAACCAGAAGCAGUAUUGUGGAGAAGAAGAACUUCAGGGUAAAGAAUCAAAACUGAUAUUUUUAGAAGAAAGAAAGCAGUAAGUUAAGGGUGGAAAGAGGAUCCUUUGGAAAGGGUCUGAAAAAGGUAAAGGAAUAAAGCUUUACUGAGUGUAACAGCAAGAAUUAAGAGUAGGAGAAACUAUGCUACCAACCAGUGCAAAUAAGUCUCUUAAGAUUACCUUAUUACCACUUGCAUAUUGUAUCCUCUCAAAUAGCUAAAGUGACCAAGAUACAGUCAUGCCUUUAAACUCAAAAUCUUGCCUUUAAACUUAGUAACUGUUCAAAUCUCUUUUCAUGGAUGUUGAAACUAGGAGGAAUCUGUCAGCAUUGCAAGAUGAAAUGGCUUCUGUGGCACUAUCCUCUCCCUUGCACAGGAAUACAGGCAUAUGGAUAACAAGCCCUAAACUCAACACUGAUCUGGGUUUAAUUUUAAUCUGUGUCAGUCUUCCUUGUCCAGUUCAGUAUGGGAUCACAUAAGUGCCAUUGUGCUGACAAAGCCAGACUUGAACUUGCAGUACAAUUUCCAUAAACUGUUAUGGAUACUGUUAUGUUUGGUGUGAUCCCAUCCCCUUGAGAGUAGAGAGCCAUUACCUGUGUCUGUCUUCUAAAAAACACUUCCUUGGCAGGUUGAGCCAAUCUUAGGCUUCUGCAGUACCUGCAACAUUGUCCAUCAGUGUUUUCCCAUGCCUCCUUCAGCACUUUUUUCAACCCAGGAGUAGGUGUGGUUGAAAACCAGUAACUUUCAUUUUUCACCCUCUCCUUCAGAUUCUUCAUUUUAUUUUGUUUUUGGCCAGAGGUAUCAGCAGGGUAAAUUAAUGGAAGAGGAUUGACAAUAUGCUUCUAGGAAGGGAUAGGACUUCGUCAGUGCUUAACUUGGGUUGUGUGAUUUCUGAGAUUGGGCCUUUAUGGUGUGUUUCUUUGAGGGUGCAGAAGGAUGAUACCUUAUUCUUUCUAUAUUACCUUCUUCCAUUGCCAUUCCAGGUUUCAGGCCUCCAGCACUACCCUUCCUUGUCUUGUUCCAGCUCUGGUUGUCAUCUGUCUUUCCAUCAGUCUAACAUUUGAAAGCAUUCUGAAAUGAUGAAAGAACAGAUACUUCUACCAUUGUUGUUUGAAAGUGUCCUGCUUCUGACAUUUUUGUUUGAAGGAGUCCUGCCUGAGGAAUUCUUCAGGAGAUAACAGGGAUGAGGGCUGUUAAGCCAUUGUUUGUUCAGCCACACACAAGACUACAGAAAGUCCCAUGUGAGGCCUGUAAUUCAAUCUGAGUAGGAAUCCAUUAGUUUAAAAGCAUUCUACUCCCCACUCUUUGGCCAGGAGUGGUCUAAAUGCAUAUAAUAGUUAUAAUUAAUGCAUUAUUAAACCAUUUGUUACCUUUUAUUCAAAAGACCUGGACAUAGUAGACUGCAAUAAUCUGAUCCUUAUUAUGGGAAAUAUACUGGAACUGGAAUAAACUGCAUAUGUGUCUGCUGCAAAAUUUGAAGUAAUUUAGUGAAAUGGUAGGCUCGUAACUGAUAGAUUGUUCUCAGCAGUACUAUUACACAUUAGAAAUACAGCUUCUUUAGAAAUUUAUAUUUAAUUCAUACUGCCGUGUUGUGGUGCUAAAAGAGAUUAAAGGCUGGAUAAUGUGUUUUAAAAAAAUACUCUCUCCCCCGUACAGUCAUCGUGAUGUUUGUGUUACGGAAUGUGAAUUCUUAAGUGGCGUGUUGAAGUUACUUACUGGAACUUCUGGAACUGUGGGAUUCUACUAGAGUUAAACUCAUAGCAGGGACAUAGUUUUGCUUAACUGCAGUGAACUAAUUUCUUUUUUUUUCCUUUUUUUUCAAGCUAGAGUAACUGACAGAAUCUAAAAGGAGACAUAUUUGCUAAAUAUGGAAGAGGAUACCAAACCUAUCUUGGUUCCUGUGGGAGGUGAUGAAAGCAAUUAUGGAAUCAUGAAUAUACAGUUUAAUCCAGAAGACUAUAAGUGCAAAAGACCAUUUCACGUGGAGCCCACAAACAUAGUUAGUGAGAAUGAUGACAUGCAAAGAGUCACUGAUGAAGCUUCAGCAAUGAAUAAGCGGAUUCAUUACUACAGCAGGCUCACAUCCCCUGCAGACAGGGCAUUGAUUGCUCCUGAUCAUGUACUCCCAGCUCCUGAUGAAAUCUACGUGUAUAGUCCAUUAGGAACUGCUUUUAAAGUUGACAGUUGCACAGAUGGCUAUGGUAAAAACUCCAGUCUAGUGACAAUAUUUAUGAUAUGGAAUACAAUGAUGGGUACAUCCAUAUUAAGUAUCCCUUGGGGAAUAAAACAGGCAGGCUUCACUUCUGGAAUUAUUCUCAUCUUACUCAUGGGCAUUUUGACUCUUUAUUGCUGUUACAGAGUUGUGAAAUCACGGCAAAUGAUACCUUUAACAGAUACCUCAAACUGGGAAUUCCCAGAUGUUUGCAAGCAUUACUUUGGAUCCUUUGGUCAAUGGUCAAGCCUCUUAUUUUCUAUGGUAUCGCUUGUUGGAGCCAUGGUUGUUUAUUGGGUACUUAUGUCCAACUUUCUGUUCAACACAGGGAAAUUUAUAUACAACUACGCUCAUGACAUUAAUGUAACAGAUAUUGUUCCUGGCACCAAUGGAAGUAACAAAGGUACAGUUUCAGUUGUCUACUUAGUUUUUCUGGUUACAGUAAAGGCAGUUCAUCUGGGAAUACACUUAGAAUUCAACUGGUUUACAGAGAAUGAAUUUUUUGUACCAGAGUUUAGAAUUCUGUUCCCUCAGCUCACAGGGGUUCUAACACUUGCCUUCUUCAUCCACAAUUGUGUCAUCACACUUCUUCAGAAUAACAGGAAUCAAGAAAACAAUGUUAGAGACCUCUCUAUUGCAUACUUCCUUGUUGGACUAACAUAUCUGUAUGUUGGAGUGAUAAUUUUUGCAUCUUUUCCUUCUCCACCAUUAUCCAAAGAAUGUAUUGAACAGAAUUUUCUAGAUAACUUUCCCAGUGAUGACAUCAUGUCAUUUGUUGCAAGAAUAUUCCUGCUGUUCCAAAUGAUGACUGUAUACCCGCUGUUGGGCUAUCUGGCACGAGUUCAACUGUUAAGACAGUUUUUUGGAAAUCCUUACCCAAGCCUUUUCCAUGUGCUUAUCCUGAACCUAGCCAUUGUAGGAGCUGGAGUAGCAAUGGCGAGAUUUUAUCCAAAUAUAGGAGGUAUCAUAAGAUACUCAGGAGCAACAUGUGGUCUGGCCUUUGUAUUCGUGUAUCCAUCACUCAUCUACAUGAUCUCCCUGCACCGAGCUGGGCAGCUGACGUGGCCUGCAUUGAUCAUUCACAUCUUUAUAAUCCUCCUUGGACUGGCUAAUCUGAUUGCACAAUUCCUAUUGUGAAAACUCCCCCUUCUCCCGUGGCUGUCACAAGUGGUGCUACGAUAUUUGGCAACAGCCUUGAGCAACACUGUGAAGCAUGAGAACUGUCUUUAAUAUGGGGAUCUUGAGAAAAACUGCAGCUUUGAAACAAGUUCUUAACACAUCGUUUAAGUGCUUUACAAGUAUCAUGUCUUGAUUCUCUGAAAAACAAUUUUAUGAAAAGUGAAAUGGUUCAGAUUUGAGUGAUACAGUUCUCCUGGCUUUGUUGAAGAUACAUCAAAAAUUAAUGAAGCUCAAAUGUUUUAAUUUUUUACAGCACAUUUCUCCAAAUAAAGCUUCCAGCCUCAAGCUGUGGAAGUCUUUCCUCCAAAUGAACUGUCCUUACCUUGAUUAGCAGACAUGCUUUCUCAGUAUUGUUCAGUGAUUCUUUGAAAUGCUCUUUUGUUGCAGUUAUUUUCCUGAUUUGUUUGGAAAAUGAAGGAUUUAUUGUCUUUCCUCUUUUUUUUUUAGGUUAAUUUAUAGUCACUUGGGUCAAAAUGCACUUUUAAUUUUGAAUACGCUAUUAAAUUGUUUUGGCAAUAUUUUUCCUCUAGGAAAUUCCAACAAAGAGAAACAAUAAACUCAUGUUUCAGUGUUUUAUUCAGAACCAAUAUGUACACAAGUUAUUUGUGAUCUUACAAUACAAAAAAGCCAGGAGAAUAAAAAAAUUAGAACAAGACAAUUAAAAUUAGUAUCCAGGCUUGACCUCAGUUCAACUCUGUUACUGGGUUAUUAUGUGCUGUGAAGUUGUCUUGUCAGGAGUUGCAUGUGGUUUUUAUGGAUGCAUGGUGUACACAGCAUUAGUUCAUCACAGGCCUGCCCUUGUAGGGUCUUCCUCUGGUGGUCUCUCACUUCCCCACUAUGUUACUCUAGACAUUUUGGAUGUGACAGAGAGACAGAGCCAGCCAUCUUCAGAGUAGUGGAUGAAUUUAAGUUUUAAAUAAGAAUUAAGUUUUAAAUAAUUUUUAACAGAAGCCAGAGGGAUCUAGGAAGAUUUUGCUGUGGGGAUGUUUUUUUUAACUUCUUGUUUACGAAUUAAGAUGGUGUAUGUGUGUAAGCAUAUAGACACCUUCCUUCAUCUACCUGCAGUAAUGUCUUAACCGAAGACGCGCAGUAAUGAAGUCUCCAGACUCUAGUGGGAAUAUCAUUUUUGUGGCUGGAGAGAGAGUGGAAACUCCACUUUGUGCAGAAUUUCAGUGCAAUAAAAUAAUCAACAAAUGUAGAAUAAUUGAAAGAGAACUCUGAGAAAGAGUAAAUUCCAAAGUAAGUAAAAGAGGAAAAAAGUUGAAGUGGUGCAAUGUUUAUGAAGUAGGAGUUGGGAGAGAUAAUUACAUUGCAGGAUAAUAGUUCAUAUUUUCAUCAGAAAGACAAUGAAAAGUAUAACCUAGGUUAUUUACCAUCCUCCUCUGGGAAAUUAUGUGAAUUUUUUUAGUAAUUACGAAAAUCCAUUUGUUUUACUUAGGCUUCUCAAACUGUGUAAAGGACACUCACUUUCCUAAAUAUCCUUUAAUUUGUAUGAAAUAGAAGAUUAUAUGGGUUUGGAAUACUAUCUGCAGAAUACAAUUAUUAUUUCUGAUUGUUCUUUUCUUGUGAAACUUUCUGUGUCUUUAAAUCAGAAUUGGGGAAUACAUCCAUCAUCUGUUCUGUAUUAGAGAGAAUUAUCUGCUCCAUCCUUUUCUCCACUCACAAGAGAAGUACUUGAAAGGACAAAUGAUACAGGUUACCUAGCACUGUUGGCUUAUUCACAUUAAACUCUUGUGCUUAGUUAUUAUAGGGUCAGUGUUCAAUUUAGGUAGAAAUGCUGAGGAGUGCAGGUAAUUAAAUUUGAUUAUAUACUCCCAUGUUCCAGUUGUAUAUGAUUCCAUUAUUUAUAUCUUUGUCAUUGAAGCUGAUAGUAAAAUACCCAUUUUUUUAGCAGAAUUGAAUUCUGUGGGGAUCUAAUAGUCAACAGAACUUCCUGAGAAAGACAAAAUUCUUGGUGAAAUGUCCUAAUGGCAUCUUGAAUGUGUCUCUUUUUUCAGUUGUGCAAUGUACAAUGACUGAAUCAAAAUUUAGAAGGAAAUUAUUCAGAAUAUUUAUAAAAGGCUGUUUUAGCUCUGUGUUACAGAGAUAGAUUCUUGCUGCACUGUUUAUUCAUACAAGCCUUUAAAAACUUUUAUUUGAAUUACAAACUAGUAAGCAGUAGAGUGAUAGCAAAUAUUUCAUUACAUUGUCAUCUCCUGAAACACAUUUUCUUAUAUUUUUUUAGUUUUACUGCAUGCAUUUGAGAUUUUCACAAGCAUAAGAAACAAGUGUGUAAAUGGAUUGGCAUUUUCAGGGAUUCUCUUCUUUGUCAACAUCCUAAGUUAAAUAAUAUUUUAAAAUUUAAAUUGCUUUUAGGGCAACUAAAAUGCCCUAAAAGACCAGAGGUAGAUUGCAGUGUCUAUUUUUGUGCAAGUACAAAAUGUAGCUCUUUACAAACACACAUUUCAUCUGCAGUGAUGGCCAGCUAAUUUCAGUUCCUUAGGUUCUUUGUUCCAGGAUAUCAUCAUAUGGUUUAGCAAAGCAAAGAAAGCAAUAUACUGACCCAGUGGUAUAUUGUGAAAUUUAUUAUUGUCAUUUAUUACCUUCUCACAGAAGAAAAAUAAUUUCUGCUGGAUAUACUGAAUUCUGUUUUUGCACUUGGACUUUGCUGAAGUAAGCUGUGAAGUGAAACACUUUUGGCUCUGGGCAUUGAGUAAGAAUCUAAGGUUUUCUUCCUUACAGUACCAGGCUCCUUGUUUGGCACCAACCCUAACUCACUGCACUCUGACCAUCCAGCCCUCUAUAUUGUGUGAUAACUCAGUGAUGCAAACUGAAAUUUUUGCUGCAUGAGGUUUGAGCAGCUGCAGUCAAAUCCUCUGUACUGAUACUAUCAUGCUAAAAUCCAGAUCUCAAGAUACAUAAGGCAUAACCCAGCAUGACCUUCAGACAUUGCCAAAGCAUAAGUAGCCAGGGGAAUUCCCAGGAAGCUCCAAGAGCAGUUGUGGACAUGCCUGUGUGGUGAGUUUGUGGACCUGACUUCUGUAGGUUAUUACAUGCUUUGAGCACUGAUGCCAAGGGAUUAGUUUUUCAGUGGGAGCAUUGUGAUGAACAGAAUUAAUUGUAUUUUCUAAAGACAAGGAAAGAUGAUAUGGCUUAUGAGUCUGUCUUCUCUGACAGCAUGAGAAAGAACUACCUUCCCUAUAUGCUUGUACUAAUCUCAUCGCCUACUCUGUAAUGGCCUAGCAUAGUUUUAUAAUGUUACUGUGGCCCAGAUUCUUCCUUUCAGCUUCAUAAUUUCUCUGCUUCAUAGAAUUUCAUUUCUGCUUCAUAAUUUCUCCUGUGCUUAUUAGGUCUCAGUUUUCCUUUUUCUUCCAGACUCUCACAGCUACAUCUGUUCCUACAAAUAACUUUUUCCUAUUCUGUCUAUUGGUACUGUAAUGCUAAUCUAUUAAAUCAUGUAGCUCAAAGGACCUGUGCAGCAAAUAUGAAUAUUUGGGAUUCAAACAUUGCAUCAUGUAAACAGAGGGUCUUGGGGAGGAUAUUUUAUGUAACAUUGCCUGUUUUCUUAGGGGUUCAUCCUUUCCAAGGCCUUGUGCAAAAAUGUGUGAAGAUAAUGGCAUUUGGUUGCAACACUGAACUCUUUGUCAUGUUGAUAGCUUGUCUGCCCAACCUCCAGGCUGCUCCCUUCUCCACCAGGCUUCUGCACAAGGGUUGUUUUUUGUUUACAUCCUCAUGGAAUCUUUUUUCUAUAGGGAGUCAGCUUGAGAGUCCAAAGGUUGCCAGAGCAGUUGGUUAUUGCUCUAACCUGGCAUCUCCCAGCUCUGAGUGCUCGACUCUGUGCAAAUGUUAAUGAAUGUGCAAGGGCAUGUAGUCAGUCGUAAGGCUGAUUAAACUCUUUUGUAGAGUGUACUAAACUAAGUUUACAUCCUUCCAUCCAUGGGUGUCUGGAAAGCUGAGAUGCAGCAGCAGAAUAACUGCUGAAUAACUGCAGUAUAAAUGCAGUAUAACAGUACAACUGCUGUGUGAAUUACAUAACAGCUGAAGCUGUGCUGGGAAGGAGGAGAGACUUACUGGAAUACUGAGACAAUCAAAGCUAGGAUAUAGAGUCUGCACUAUGGGAAGUCCUAGAGACUCCUGUGUACAGGAGUCAGACUGAUGCUGCAGUCUCCAGGUUCUGCAGUGAAGUGGUAGUGAGAGACGUGGUAGUCUCUGGAAACUGUUUUUGCCUUACAGGAUGUUGUGCUUCAGAGGACAGCUGCACUAAACAUCUGUCACGUUUAUAAACAGAUAUGAAGAUACCUGCCUGAGGAAAAACUAAUGAUGGGAAAAGGAUUAGUGCUUGGCAAUAACUGAUACUGCUACCAGCUGGAAACAAAAAUCAAUUCCUGUGGGAAUCUGGGAGCUGUCUUUAGUAAAAAAUCUGGGAGCUGUCUUUAAUAAAAAAUAUGCUAUUUUAGUAGAGUCAUCAAUUAACUAUUUAAGAGGAAGUAAAAAUACUAAUGAUAGACAAAGCA
Catharus ustulatus (Swainson's thrush) is the source of this 9601-nucleotide messenger RNA. RefSeq names its product solute carrier family 38 member 9 (gene SLC38A9). Gene Ontology annotation, molecular function: amino acid transmembrane transporter activity. Lineage: Eukaryota; Metazoa; Chordata; Aves; Passeriformes; Turdidae. Gene Ontology annotation, biological process: amino acid transmembrane transport. The transcript has 13 exons. Bases 3585 to 5066 code for a protein of 493 amino acids. The record is from RefSeq and is a predicted model, not a curated record.